Debaryomyces tyrocola is the source of this 828-nucleotide messenger RNA. Lineage: Eukaryota; Fungi; Ascomycota; Pichiomycetes; Serinales; Debaryomycetaceae. The record is from the annotation of a GenBank genome assembly.
AUGGCAGUAUUAAACUCGAACCCAGAGAUCCUCUUGCGUAAGAGAAAGAAUAAUGAUAGAAAGAGGUUAGAGAAGCAAGAACAAGCUAGACAAAGACAGCUUGAACAAAAGAAGAAAAAUGAUCAACGUUCUAAAAAAUUCGUUAGAGCUGAAACGUUGGUUUCUAACUACAAAUCAAAUGAAUUGGAAAACAAAAGGAUCAAGCAUAUAACCAAGUUCGAGAAACAGCUGCAAGCGGAUAAAAUAAGUCAAGCUAAGGAAGAUGACGAGUCUGCCAAAUUAUUAUUCAUUAUUAGAAUUCCAGAUCAUACAAAGGGAUUAAAGAUCCCAUCGAAAGCUCGUAAGGUCUUACACUUGUUACGUUUGAAUAGACCAAACACUGGGGUAUUUGUGAAAUUAACUCCUGCUACUGUUCCUUUAUUAAAAUUGAUUUCACCAUACAUUGUUGCUGGAAAACCAUCUUUGAAUUCUAUCCGUAAAUUAUUUCAAAAGAGAGCAUGUAUUUCUGUUAUAGAUGAAGAAACAAAACAACCACGUAUUACUAAGUUGGACAAUAAUGGUGUUGUUGAAGAUAAAUUUGGUGAUGACUUAGGAUGUAUUUGUAUUGAAGAUUUGAUACACGAACUUUCUACUUUAGGCGAACAUUUUAAAACCGUCAGUAACUGGAUUUUGCCUUUUAAAUUGAAUGCUCCUGUUAGUGGUUGGGGUCCUCAAGCUAAGUUAGCCAAAUUACAAUAUUCAAAUGACCAUCAAAGAAAAAUUAGUUUAGCUGGUGAUGCCAAACUAAAUGAGAUCGAUAUUGAUCAAUUUAUUGAUGAACAAAAUUAA